Molecule: messenger RNA, 1104 nt
Organism: Abrus precatorius (Indian licorice)
Lineage: Eukaryota; Viridiplantae; Streptophyta; Magnoliopsida; Fabales; Fabaceae
Product: NAD(P)H-quinone oxidoreductase subunit L, chloroplastic
Exons: 5
Coding region: 39-665 (208 amino acids)
Molecular function (GO): oxidoreductase activity, acting on NAD(P)H, quinone or similar compound as acceptor
Source: RefSeq, a predicted model, not a curated record
UCAGAAAGCCAUUCAUCCGUUGCCAUGGAACUGAAGUGAUGAAAAGGAUAAGAAACCAAACCGAGAGAGCCUACACAAAAAUGAGCUACUCAUUCAGCCUCCAUGUUCCCAAAGCUCUUCCUCCUCUUCCCACUUCAGCACGCGGGGCUUCUUCUCUCUUCAUUGCUUCCGAACACAAAUCAAACCACAACAACACUAACCCUUGCCGAUCAUUACAUAGAAUAACUUGCAGCAGCCAGAAGCCCAAUGAUUAUGACAGUCUAAAGAAACCAAGUUUGGCACUGCAUAUAGGAGCUCUCUUGGCCUUGGCGGAGCAACCAGUAUUAGCAGUCACUGGAGAGAAUAACCAGCCAGAACUCACAUGGGUUUUGACACAAUGGGGGAUUGUUCUCUUUAUCUAUUUCAUUGUCGUGCCACCAAUAAUUAUGUACUGGCUUUGGAAAAGAUGGUACAGAAGAAAGUUGCUGGAGAUGUAUCUCCAAUUCAUGUGUGUCUUCAUUUUCUUCCCAGGGGUUCUCCUUUGGGCACCGUUUUUAAACUACAGGAAAUUCCCACGGGACCCAUCUUUGAAGUACCCUUGGUCUACGCCUGAAGAUCCUUCAAAAAUUAGAAAUGCGUACUCAAAGUACCCAUUUGCCGAACCUGAAGAUUAUGAUUAUCCAUGAAAUUGAGGCCAAAGCACAAAAAAAUCAGAUGUUCGAUCGUACAGUUCUUCAAAACUACAUUGUUGUGAGUGUUGGGUUAUGGUUAUACCUAUUCUGUUUUUAUUAAAAAAAGGUUUUAUUGAAUGGGAUUCAGAUGCAAAAUUUGAAGGUAAUCCGUAAGAUUUUCACUUUCAAUGUCAAACGAUAUCCAACGGAAUCCAAAAGGAAAAAGAAUGGCUUCUUUUUUUUUCACUAAUCUAUUAAGACUGAUAUUGAUGUAAUGUCUAGCAGUUCAAAUUAAGGUGUGAUGUGGGAAUUAAUUGACAUUGACGUAAUAAUUUAACACAAUUUUUCAUGGAAUCAAUAAAGGAUAUACAAUAUUGAUAUCAAUCGUGCAAUGCCAAAUUUCGGAAAAAUUGAACAAAACUCGAGGUCAAAGAAUUAUAAAUAAAUAGUGACU